This is a messenger RNA of Sebastes umbrosus (honeycomb rockfish), 697 nucleotides long. RefSeq names its product barrier-to-autointegration factor-like. The transcript is spliced from 4 exons. The record is from RefSeq and is a predicted model, not a curated record. Gene Ontology annotation, molecular function: DNA binding. Lineage: Eukaryota; Metazoa; Chordata; Actinopteri; Perciformes; Sebastidae. Bases 207 to 479 code for a protein of 90 amino acids.
GACGUCAGUCUCAGAGCGUCAGCUUGUCGCGGCUCAUAUUUCCGGGUUUCAGAAUGAAACGCCUCCUGUUCAGUCAGAAAAAGUAAAGUUUCUUUGCGGCGGGAGGCUUCCUCGAGGAGUUUGAGGUGUUUUCUGAGUCUCAGUUUGUCUGUCUGAACCUACCUGAUCCUCCAGCACCUGAAACCGGUCCACCUUCAGCAGCGAGGAUGUCGACCACGUCUCAGAAACACCGGGACUUUGUAGGCGAGCCGAUGGGAGACAAGUCGGUGACGUCUCUGUCAGGCAUCGGAGAGGUUCUGGGGAAGAAGCUGGAGCAGCAGGGCUUCGACAAGGCCUACGUAGUUCUGGGUCAGUUCCUGCUGCUAAAGAAAGACCGCGAGAUGUUCACCGAGUGGCUGAAGGAUGCCAGCGGCGCAAACUCCCGUCAGGCUGGAUCCUGCGAUCAGUGUCUGAGGGAGUGGUGUGAUGCCUUCCUCUGAGACUCCGCCUCUUCACCGAAGACCCCGCCUCUUCCUGUUCAUCCCGAGCUCCUCACUUCCUGCGUCUGAAGCUUCAAUCACAGCUCAUAACUCUGUUGGCUUUAAAGCAUUUCAGCCGGCUUCACGCCAGCUCGCUGUGACAUCACAGGUGUUUGUUUCCUGUUUUUAUGAGCUUGUUUCUUUGGGGAAAGUUGAAUAAAAGCUUUGUGUCUGAAUAA